Molecule: messenger RNA, 813 nt
Organism: Didymodactylos carnosus
Lineage: Eukaryota; Metazoa; Rotifera; Eurotatoria; Philodinida; Philodinidae
Source: the annotation of a GenBank genome assembly
AUGUCAACCGAACGUUUAAUUCCCCGAAUUAUUGACUUAGAAGCAAACAUUCAAGAUGAAGAUCAAGUAAUUGUAUUUAGCAAGCGCAUUGAGAAUGGCUUUACUCAACGUCCAACAUCAUUUGUAAAGUUCAUAUGUGAAUUGAUAGGAACGUUGAUAUUUGUGUUUUUUGGUGCUGGUUGUGCUGCGAAAUAUCCUGAUUUAUUAACAGUGUCGACUGCUCAUGGUCUGGUAACAAUAUGGUUAGUCUAUGUUUUUGGCCCUAUAUCCGGUGGACAUUUUAAUGCUGGAGUAACAAUCGCAUUUGCGCUAACUGGAAAAAUGAAAAAAUAUGAAAUAAUUGGUUAUUUAAUAUCACAAUGUAUUGGUGCGUUAAUUGCUGGCGCUUUUUUGUUGUUGCUCUAUGAUAAGACAACUGGAUUAGGUACACCAACCUUGGCAUUAGGUACAACAACCGUACUACAAGGAUUUUUCAUUGAAUUUCUCUGUACAAUGUUUAUAUCAUUUAUUAUUUUCUUCACAACUACCUAUCAGUCUCAUAAAGAAGCUGCAUUACCAAUUGGUUUAGCUGUAUUUUCAUCAUUUUUAGUUGGUGCUGAUAGAGAUGGGGCGGCAUUGAAUGUUUGGCGAUGGCUCGGACCGGCCGUUGCGUCACAGACAUUUAAAUAUUACUCAUGGAUAUAUAUUGCAGGUCCAAUUGGUGGUUUUAUUGUCGGAUACAUAGCAUUCUUUUUAUAUAGACGAAUCUGGAAUUGGAAUAUACAACAACUCAUUUUAGCUAACCCUUUUCGUGGUUACAGAUGCAGUUGUUAA